AUGGGAUCCAAGAGUAUUCCUCAAGAGAUGCAGGCUAUCCAGGUCGUCGGGUUUGACAAACCAUAUGUAAUCAACACUAUCCCUGUCCCCAAAGACCUUGCUCCAGAGGAUAUUCUAGUCAAGAUCGGUGUCGCCUCAAACUGCCAUACGGAUUCCAUGGUACAGCAUGGCACAUUCGGAACCAAACUUCCCGUAACAGCUUCUCACGAAGGUGCUGGCACCGUGGUCGCAGUCGGGGAUGCUGUAAAGAACUUCAAGGUCGGAGAUCGCGUCAUGUGUGGACUGCCCUACCACCCCUGUGGCCGGUGUCAAGACUGCUCUGGCCCAGAAACGUGGCGACAAUACUGCACGAACAUCGAAGGCCACUCAGGUGUACACAGGAAUGGCUUCUUCGCAGAGUAUGCACUUGUGGAUUCCAGAACCUCAACUCCCAUCCCAGACGAGGUGACGCUCGAAAGUGCAGCGCCACUUGCAUGUGCUGGAAGAACAAUCUGGAAUGGUGUAUUGGAGGCCAACCUCAAGAGUGGCGAGUGGAUUGCCUUGGUCGGGUCGGGGGGUGGUCUCGGACAUCUCGGUAUCCAGUUUGCAAAAGCACUUGGUCUCAAUGUUAUUGGUGUCGACGCCAGAGAUGAAGGACUUGCCGUGUCCAAGGAGAAUGGUGCACAUGUAGUUGUUGAUGCACGUAAAGGUAAAGAGAGCGUGGUUGCAGAAGUACAAAAGGUCACCGGAGGUGCUGGCGUUGAUGCGUCAAUCACGCUGAGCGAUGCCGAUGAUGCUGCUGGACUGGCUUGUGCAUUGACCAAGAUGCACGGUACUAUGGUACAGAUUGCUCAGCCAGACAAUGUCACCAUCCCAUUCGCAGAGUUUGUUUUCCGUGAUAUCAGAGUCAAGGGAUCUCUGCUCUGUUCACCUGAGCAGAGUGUAAGCAUGCUCAAAUUUGUCGCAGAGCAUGGUAUCAAGGUGAAGACCAACCCAUUCUACGGUCUUGACAAGAUCGGAGAUUUGGUGGAUUUGGUCCAUGGAGGAAAGAUCCAAGGCAAAGCAAUCAUUGUGGUUGAUGAAGAACAAAUCAAGAAGGAAAAGGAGCUGGGAGCCAAGUUUUGA
Messenger RNA from Aureobasidium namibiae CBS 147.97, 1104 nucleotides. RefSeq names its product GroES-like protein. The coding region runs from base 1 to 1104 and encodes 367 amino acids. NCBI's taxonomy places the organism in Eukaryota, Fungi, Ascomycota, Dothideomycetes, Dothideales, Saccotheciaceae. Gene Ontology annotation, molecular function: oxidoreductase activity. The record is from RefSeq and is a predicted model, not a curated record. The transcript has 3 exons.